This is a messenger RNA of Fonsecaea erecta, 1389 nucleotides long. RefSeq lists its product as hypothetical. Lineage: Eukaryota; Fungi; Ascomycota; Eurotiomycetes; Chaetothyriales; Herpotrichiellaceae. The transcript has a single exon. The record is from RefSeq and is a predicted model, not a curated record. Gene Ontology annotation, biological process: base-excision repair. Gene Ontology annotation, cellular component: nucleus. Bases 1 to 1389 code for a protein of 462 amino acids. Gene Ontology annotation, molecular function: catalytic activity; DNA binding.
AUGGCCUCUCCCGCGCUAAUCUCCUCCGGCACAACAUGGCUGUCGCCACCUCCUUCUCCGCUCUCAGAAGCCGAGUUAUCAGUCAUUCCUACCGAUGACCUGGGCAUGAUUGCGGAUGAUGAAUGCUCGUGGGGCAAGGCUCAAGCUGGACCAGCGGCAAAAGCAACCCGCAAACGCAGAGCUGCUGGUACACGCCGCAAGGUCACCUAUGUCUCCAGGCAUUUCGUAAUGGAGGCGUCCAAAGAUGAGCAACAGGACAAGCAUCUGAUGGAGCAAGACAAGAUGCUUGACGAGACAUUGGCUGCAGACUUGGAGAAUGCUUCGAUCAUUGCUACACCGCCGGAAACGCCUGCCCAAAACCGAGUAUACUAUGGAAUCAACGUCGAUGAGCUCUCCUCGGAUUCAAGUCUCACGGAUGUACCAGAUGAUAUUGGGCCUGACCCAUUCUUGCCACAUCCUUUGUCCCCUCCGGCUGGUCCUAGAACCGGGGAAGUCAAGACGAAACCUAAGAAGGCCCGGGUGUUAACGACAUCGCCCUACUUCCCACAAGCGAACAAACAUCGACCUACGUUUCUGGCGACAUUGCCAUUCCCGCCUCUUUCCCAUGAUCGGUUCGGCCUGAUGCAAGAGAGACUGGCCCAUGACCCAUUUCGUCUUCUUAUCGCUACCAUCUUUUUGAAUAAGACGCCUGGAGAGCGAGCAAUGCCCGUUUUCUUUCAACUCAUGUCACGCUACCCUACCCCGGUAGAUCUAGCUAACGCUGAAGUCAGCGACAUUACCUCGAUCAUCUACGGCUUAGGGUUUCAGAAUCAACGGGCGAGAAAAUGUGUCGCCAUGGCAAAGGUCUGGCUCGAAAACCCCCCCUCACGUGGGAAGCGAUAUAGAAAGCACAACUAUCCGUUGAAAGGUGACGGACGAGAUGUCAAGCAGGACGAAGUCCUCGAUGACCAGGAUGAACGUGUGGCAUGGGAAAUCUCCCACCUGCCUGGACUGGGUCCUUACUCUCAUGACAGUUGGCGCAUGUUUUGCCGGGAUCAGUUGAGAGGAGUGGCCAAGAGUUGGAACAGCGAGGGGGCAGAGAACCCUGACGCUUUUGAGCCAGAGUGGAAGCGAGUCGUUCCAUUGGAUAAGGAACUACGAGCGUACCUUACUUGGAUGUGGUUAAAAGAAGGCUGGGUUUGGAAUAAAGAGACUGGAAAGCGAACCAAGGCGAGUGAUGAGCUUCUGUCGAUGGCAAGAGGAGGCGGGAUCGUGGUGGAAGAGAAGGAUUCUGCCCAUCUGAUCGUCAAAAGCAUUCAAGAGGACAAUGUCGAUACCCUGAAAGAGAAGAGGAGAGUUGAACGGACCGCUGGAGAAUAUUUGCCCCAGAAUUCGACCCAAAGGACAUGA